CCUGGCUGCAGCCGGAGCUGGCAGGUGGCCCAGCUGGGGGUGGACAGGCAGGCUGGGGUCCACGCUGUCCAUUGGCUGCCUCAGGCUCCCACCCCGCCCGCCUCCACAGCUUGCGGCUCCUCAGCCAGCUCCUGCCUCUCCAGCUGCUUCUGAACUCCCAGAGCAAGCUCCUCCUGCCAUGUCAAGCUGUGACCGGAUCGGAGUGGCCCCUGCCAUGGACAUGCCUGAGGUUCUCAAGUCCCUGCUGGAGCACUCUCUGUCUUGGCCAGAGAAGAAGACAGAUAAGGAAAAGGGGAAGGAAAAGCUGGAGGAAGACGAGGCUGCAGCAGCCAGCACCAUGGCCGUUUCAGCCUCCCUAAUGCCACCCAUCUGGGACAAGACUAUCCCGUAUGAUGGCGAGUCUUUCCACCUGGAGUACAUGGAUCUGGACGAGUUCCUGCUGGAGAAUGGCAUCCCUGCCAGCCCCACCCACCUGGCCCAGAACCUGCUGCUGCCUGUGGCAGAGCUAGAAGGGAAGGAAUCGGCCAGCUCUUCCACAGCGUCCCCACCGUCCUCCUCCACCGCCGUCUUUCAGCCCUCUGAAACCGUGUCUAGCACAGAAUCCUCCCUGGAAAAGGACAGGGAGACACCCAGUCCCAUCGACCCCAGUUGCGUGGAGGUGGAUGUGAACUUCAAUCCCGACCCUGCCGACCUGGUCCUCUCCAGCGUGCCGGGCGGGGAGCUCUUCAACCCUCGGAAGCACAAGUUUGCAGAGGAGGAUCUGAAGCCCCAGCCCAUGAUCAAAAAGGCCAAGAAGGUCUUUGUGCCCGAUGAGCAGAAGGAUGAAAAGUACUGGACGAGACGCAAGAAGAACAAUGUGGCGGCCAAACGGUCCCGGGACGCCCGGCGCCUGAAGGAGAACCAGAUCACCAUCCGGGCAGCCUUCCUGGAGAAGGAGAACACGGCCCUGCGGACGGAGGUGGCUGAGCUACGCAAGGAGGUGGGCAAGUGCAAGACCAUCGUGUCCAAGUAUGAGACCAAGUACGGGCCCUUGUAACCCGUGCCCUCGCCCGGGCAGCGCUACCUGCACCUCAGCCCUCUGCCUGGGGGCUCCCUGAAACCCUCACGUGUGGAGACUUAUGACUCGUCAUGGGCAAAUGGCGGCACACCUGCUCCAGGAGCGGUCACAUUCAAGCUUCAUUGUCACAUGGCCAGCACACGUGGUGGACUUCCCUGGGGGGCUGGCCUCCUCACUGGUGGAGAUGCAAGAGAAUCCACGUAAACGGGUGUGUCGGCCUUAGUUCCUAUUCUUGGAUGUCCCAGCUGAAUCAGAAGGGGACCUCUGGAGUGCAGAUCUCCUUUCACAGGGCACUCAGGCCGCCCCGACUGUCCCUCAGGCUCCAGCCUGGGCCGUGGAGGUUUGUCUCCGCAGAAUGAGUCCAUCAUUGUCACCCUACAUCUUCUCAGGUAGCAGGGUGCAUUUCCAGUUGGGCUGUGUCUGUUGUCCACCUCAACCUCCCCAGAAAGUCUUUGAGAGAAAUUCAUUCCCAUCUCCCUCAGAAGCAGAAAGACACACCAGCUCGUCCGUAGUGUCUGCAUGGGUCCCAGGCCACAGGAACCGGGGCCUGCAGCAGGAGCGCACCCAACCAUUGUCAGCUCCCACACCCCUUUACUCUGUGGCUCUGAGGCCUGGAAGCCAGGGAGGAAACACUGGCCGUUGGCCGUCUCUGCGUUUUGUCUGCUGUGGAGGGACUCAGGGCGGCCGGUCUCAGCCCCGAUCCCAGCGCAGAGGGCAGCCUCUGCUUCUCCGGGUCACUCAUGGAGGCCACCUGAAUCUUGUUUGUCCCACUCGACUGGGCCUCUACUGAGCCUGCUGUUUGUUUUCACCCAGUGACCAAUCUCAGAUCUUGGAUUUAAAAGGAAAACCCCCCCUCAUCUAGGAAAUUUAACUUCCUGGAGCUGCGUGUUGUUUAGAAACCAGCCUCCACAGCCUACUGUGGGCUGGGCGCUGGUGCAUGUGUUUCUUUUUCUCCUUGCUGUGCUCUCCAAAGCGGGCCAGGCCAGAGGAAAGCAGAAGAGGGCUUCCAGUUCUCGCUUUAGAAUCCCUCCCCUGGGCAAACUGCCCAGAGGGCACCCUGGUCAAGAGUCACCAGGGUUGCAGCACAACUCAUGGAAUUGCAGGUUGCCGGGACAUUUACAUGGGCUAGAGUCCCCUCAGUCUGGGUCGCUGGAGAUGUGGUUACCACACAAGCUUGGCUGUGGCGCGGUGUGAGGGCUCCUCGCAGCUGUGGCUUCACUGCCUCACAGCUGCUUUCCCUUGUGUCCAGCUGGACUCGUCCUUUUGCUCGGCCCUGGAGAGUCAUGGUGGAAAUCCAUGGGACCUCCGCUGUUUGUGGGCAGCUGGGUGUAUGUAUUGGCUCAGGGCCAGGCAGCCUGUGGUAAAGAGGGGUCAGAGGUGAUGAGCACACUUGGUCAUGCUUACCACUGGCUUUAUUUAAAGCGGUAGCUCCAAGACCCGGGCUUCAACCCCUAAAGACUUUUUAUACCGUGUUCAGACCAGGGGAAGCCAUCUGCUGGCCAUGGCUGCACCCCAGGGGAAUGCCAUGGCCCUCGGGGACCUGCACUCCCACUUCUUGGGGGACUUGACAGGGUCCCUGAAGCCAAGGGAGGUCACCCCCUCCCUCUAGGCCCCUGACUUUUACUUUGUGGUUCUAUAAAAACCAUGUUCACACUUUUCACUAUUGUAACCACAACAGGGCAGUUGUAUCUGGCAUGUGAGUGUCCUGCCCUGGGCAGCUCGCCCGCCCGGGCAUCUUCUCCCUCUGGUCUGGCUGCCCACCAAGAGGGCAGUUCUUAUUUUGUUAUUGGUAGAAGAGCCUCCAGCUUAAAAGCUCUUCAUUUUCUUUGGCCAGAAAGUGUAGGGUUUGUGUUUUUCUGUUUUCUUUUUAAAGGAUGGAGACUAAAUUUCUGAAUGGCGUCCAAGUUCUGACCCCAGUGAGUGGGAUGAUGGCCUGAUGUCUCUCCUCUUUGUCCCACCUACUGCCUCCUCCAUGCCCUCCCCUCCUCAUCCCCAGGCAGUGGAUGUCUGGUUCCUUCCCAAAGUGCUUACUUGGAAAGAGUGUGGCUGCUGGCCUCUUUUAGAAGAGUCCCUUUGAGUCGGGAGCCUGGCAGGGACAGGGAUAUGUCCAUGGAGGUUGACAUGUUGGGGAAAGGAGUGCUCAGGGAAGCGUGUCUCCUUCCCAGGCCUAAGACUCAUGUCCUUGCAGGAGGAAGGGUUGGUGCCCACUAGCUUCCAUCAUGGGAUUGGGAGUCUCCUUAACACUCUCCAUCUUGGGGCUGACAGCCAAAGACUGAGGCUCCUGUGCUCAGGUCUUUGACAUCCACUGAAAAGCACUGGAGGCCA
This is a messenger RNA of Hipposideros armiger (great roundleaf bat), 3382 nucleotides long. RefSeq names its product TEF transcription factor, PAR bZIP family member (gene TEF). Gene Ontology annotation, cellular component: nucleus. The transcript has 4 exons. NCBI's taxonomy places the organism in Eukaryota, Metazoa, Chordata, Mammalia, Chiroptera, Hipposideridae. The record is from RefSeq and is a predicted model, not a curated record. Gene Ontology annotation, molecular function: RNA polymerase II cis-regulatory region sequence-specific DNA binding; DNA-binding transcription factor activity, RNA polymerase II-specific. Gene Ontology annotation, biological process: regulation of transcription by RNA polymerase II. Bases 179 to 1036 code for a protein of 285 amino acids.